Penicillium cosmopolitanum is the source of this 1608-nucleotide messenger RNA. Its product is annotated as cytosine permease. The transcript is spliced from 3 exons. Gene Ontology annotation, molecular function: transmembrane transporter activity. The record is from RefSeq and is a predicted model, not a curated record. Gene Ontology annotation, biological process: transmembrane transport. Lineage: Eukaryota; Fungi; Ascomycota; Eurotiomycetes; Eurotiales; Aspergillaceae. Gene Ontology annotation, cellular component: fungal-type vacuole membrane; plasma membrane. The coding region runs from base 1 to 1608 and encodes 535 amino acids.
AUGCGGUCCAAAUUCGGUUUUGGGUCUCGUGACGUCGAGAAGGCGCCCCAAGUCGACAACUCCUACGAAACUCACAGCAAUGAGACCAGUGACAACGUCAACGUCAACGACCACUACCAGGACAAUGUUAGCGAUGGCGCAGUCCCCGGCGAGAGCUUCGAGUAUGGUAACUCGAUGUACGCCAAGCUCCAGCGCAUUGCUGGAAAGCUCAAUGUCGAGCAACGUGGUAUUGAGCGUGUGCCUGACAACGAGCGCACAGAUACCUCAUAUUUCAACGUUGGCAGUAUGUGGCUAGCGGCAGACAUGGUCUCUAGUUCCUUCGCCAUUGGUGUCCUCGGAAAAUCCCUCUUCCAAUUGGGAACGAUCGAUGCCUUCCUGGUCUGCCUGUUCUUCAAUUUGCUGGGUGUCUUGACCGUCUGCUUCUUCUCGUGCUUCGGUCCUCCCUUUGGUCUGCGACAGAUGGUUUUGUCGCGUUUCUGGUUCGGCUGGUACCCUGUGAAAAUCAUUGCCAUCCUCAACGUCAUUGCCUGUAUCGGCUGGUCCGCCGCCAACGCCAUUGUUGGUGCCCAGCUUCUCAACGCUGUCAAUAGCUCCGUCCCCGGUUUCGCUGGUAUCCUCAUCAUCACCUUUUGCACCCUUUUCGUUACUUUCGCCGGAUACAAGGUCGUCCAUGUCUACGAGAAAUGGAGCUGGAUUCCUACUUUUAUCGUCUUCAUGAUUGUCCUGGGUGUCUUUGCCCACUCGGGUGAUUUCCAGAACAUCCCCAUGCAGACUGGUACCUCGGAAAUGGGAGCUUGUCUUUCCUUCGGUUCUACUGUCUACGGCUUCGCCACCGGUUGGACAAGCUACGCCGCCGACUAUACCGUCUACCAACCGGCCGAUCGCAGCCGCAAGAAGGUCUUCUUCGCAACCUGGCUGGGUCUGAUUGUUCCUCUCCUCCUGACCGAAUUCCUCGGUAUUGCUGUCUACUCUGCCACUGCCAUUAAUGGCGGAGACAACAAGUACACAGACGGCUACGCCACCUCUGGCAACGGCGGUCUCAUCGGAGCUGUUCUUGACCCGCUCGGCGGAUUCGGCAAGUUCUGUCUGGUCAUCCUGGCCCUGUCCAUCAUCGCCAACAACUGCCCCAACAUCUACUCUGUCUCCCUGACCCUGCAAGUCCUGCACCGCUACACCCAGCGCGUGCCCCGCUUCGUCUGGACCUUCUUGGCCUCGUGCGUUUCCCUCGCCAUUGCCAUCCCCGGCUACUCACACUUCGAGACCGUUCUGGAGAACUUUAUGAACCUUAUCGCCUACUGGCUGGCUAUUUACUCCGGCAUCACCAUUUCGGACCAUUUUAUCUUCAAGCGUGGCUUCGGUGGCUACCAUGCAGAGAACUACGACAAGCCCGAUAAGCUGCCCCAUGGAAUUGCUGCCAGUAUUGCGUUCUGCUUUGGCAUUGCUGGUGUGGUCACUGGUAUGAGUCAGUCCUGGUGGAUCGGUCCUAUUGCCAAGCAUGCUGGUGCGUCUCCUUCUUAUGGUGAUGUUGGCUUUGAGUUAGGCUUUGCCUUCUCUUUCGUGGUCUAUUGUGCUUUGCGACCGCUGGAGUUACAUUACUUCGGUCGCUGA